Molecule: messenger RNA, 1962 nt
Organism: Penicillium robsamsonii
Lineage: Eukaryota; Fungi; Ascomycota; Eurotiomycetes; Eurotiales; Aspergillaceae
Product: fungal specific transcription factor domain-containing protein
Exons: 1
Coding region: 1-1962 (653 amino acids)
Biological process (GO): DNA-templated transcription
Molecular function (GO): DNA binding; zinc ion binding
Source: RefSeq, a predicted model, not a curated record
AUGAAUUCGAGCAAAUGGCUGCCAAAAUAUGCCAGUCCCCUAUCGCCCUCCAUCACCUCAGAAGAUUGCGAUGUUCUUCACGAACACGGUGUAUUCAAUGUCCCAGACACCAGGAUUAGAGCCGGAAUUCUGAACGGAUAUUUCCAGUUUGUGCAUCCCGAAUUACCGAUCUUGAGCCCGGAAGGUUUCUUGAUGGUUCUUGAUAAAGGUUACAGCGGUAGUCGCGGCAUCAGCUUUCUAUUGUUUCAAGCGGUAAUAUUCGCCGCUACUGCAUUUCAAUCAGCCGAUUCUUUGGUGCUCGAGGGAUUCCAUGAUAGGAAAGAAGCCCGACAAACGCGGUUUGAGCGCAUCAAACUUCUUUAUUCAUACGGCUGCGAAGAAGACCGCAUCACUGUCUUGCAGUCCGUGCUGCUGAUGACAUAUUGGGAUGAUAUUUCCGAUCAAGAGCAGGACGCUUGGCAUUUUGUUGGUGUCGCGAAGGCCAUUUUGGAUGGUGUCAAAACGAACCCAACCGAUUCCGAAAGAAAAUUCAUUCGACAGCAACCGGGGCUUUGGAGUCGAAUAUCCUGGUCAUGUUACAUCAGAGACCGGCUAGUUUGUCUCCAAACGAGGCGUCCAUUUCAAUUUGAGGAGACUGACUUUAAUUUCCACACGCUCCAACUUUCAGACUUUGAAGUCGGUCCCUUGCCAACCGGGUGUUGUCUCGGGAGUGACGGAAGCCACCCAGCGAUCAGGGAUCCCUCUAUGCGAAGUGUUUUGUCUCAGAUCAGCAUCUCUCUACUAAAAUGCUGCAAGUGUAUCACACGAAUUUUGGACUGCCAAUAUACCCCUUCGUGGGAGACAAACCAAUCCACAGACACACCCAGGAGCAUUCUAUCACUAAGGCCUCCCCAUGCCAUGCAUGUCGAAGUCUUACUCCGCGAUAUUGAGCUUGAGGAAUGGCUCACUACUCUACCUGAUGCUCUUCGAUGGUGCACAUCCGACCCACGCUUUCAGAUCAGUAAGCACGGAGAUGUGCUUUUGCAUUUCCGUGCAAUGCUGGGUGGUAUAUACAGCAUUGCCUGCAGCGCAUUGCAUCGUCCGCAGCUUGUCUUAGUAGCCUCCAGACUACCUGAGCUCACCGAGUUGUCUAAACGAAGACUUCGUCACUCCGCAAAUAUGAUCACCCUGACAUACAAGUAUUUCAGGUCUCAGGGCCAGACUCACUUGUUUCCAGAUUCGCAAGUCGAAAUGUUGUCAACCGCUCUCGCCGCACAUCUGGACGAUCUCGAAUCCACAGAGACUUCGACCCGCCAGUCAGCUAUGGAAUCUUUUCAAUCAUGUGCGCAGGGUUUACAACAGCUCAGAGACACAUAUCCUUCUGCGGCAUCAGCCCUUGCCUCUGUGGAUGAUGGUAUUCAAAAGAUAGCCACUUCACUUGAAAUGAGAGAUACCCAACUCAUUCGCACAGUGGAUAGUGAUAGAGCCAGCUUUGGCGGGACGAUGGUGACUCAACCUGAGUACAACCACCACCCAGAGAUCUUCCCCGCAUCACCGACUAUUGCACAACAACUUGACAACCUUAACCCCCCGCAAAUGAGCAAGCUCCUCUGUUCUCACUUUAUGAUGACAUCAUCAGAAAGGAGUCUACUACAGGAUCUUGCAUCUAUAGGAGUAAACAACUUGGACUUGUAUUCCGACGGAGAUAGCGCCUCUGAUGAAGACUCAUAUGGUUCCACUGGGAAAGACCCUGCUCUAUAUCAGUCGCAACUCUCAUUCACAAAAAUAUCACCACAGACAGAAACAGGUAUUUCCAAUCCCCAAGUAUACCCUUCAAUGGAGUUGUACGAGCAUGAGAAUGCUGGAGAUGAUUGGAACCACCUGCAGUCGUUAUUAUUGGCGUCGGAUGACGGAUGCAAGCUGCAUCAUAUGCGUGAUGAUCAGGAUGAGGAUAUGGCAUUUUCGAUGUUUGACACUACAUAA